AUGACGACGACAGUGGUGUGUCACGUGCCGUCGUCGUCCAUCGUGGGGAGCGCUUUGGGAGGGAAAUCCUCGCUCGUGGUGACCGCAGAAAACGACGGCGUCUUGUUGCAUAAAACAUCAUCUUUGUCUUCUUUGAAAGACGUAAACGACGACGACGAAAAGGUGAAUACUUUUUUCCGCUCGUGGAGAGCGUCCCGAGACGAGAACGUGAAAUUCGCGCACCCGUGCGUGUACGAUGGGAUCACGAGGACGUAUUUUGGAUGCACGACGACAAAGACGACGACAAAGACGACGACAACGAAGAAGCGAGGAGGAGGCGCACGUGGUCAAGUCACGACGAUUUUGUCCUGGCGAGACGACCGGGAAAACUACCACGCCUCGAUCGACGACGCCGCCGCCGGUGGGAAAACGAGUUUUGAGAAUAAAACGGCGAAGUUUUUUGCGAGCUUUGACGGCGGGUGCGUCGUUGUCGACGGAGAAAAAGGUGAUUUACACGUCGUCGAUAGCGACGGUGCUAUCGUCGGGACCGUAGAGGCGAAAGAUGUCGACGACGAUGAAGAAGAAGAAGAAGAAGAAGAAGAAGAAGAAGAAGAAGAAGAAACAACAACAAGAACGAGAACAAAAAACAAGAAGAGCGAAACAGUUAAGAGGAGUGUCGCGGUCGAAGCGGCGAACGGGAACGCAGAGAGCGACGACGUUAUCGUCGUUUUGGCGUCGAUGAUGGGAGAAGAAGUCGUCAAGAGAGAAGUAUUGAGAUAUAGAGUGAAAGAACUAGACGUGCAAGAAGAUCAAUUAGGAGAGGAAAAUAUCGUCGAUCAAACUCUGCUUUCCGGACGGAAGCUUAUGGAACGCGUUUCCAAGGAGAAAGCGGUGAGAGUUAAUUUGGAUGAAAGCGACGCUAUGGCUGAGAUUAGCACCAUGAAGAGUAGUAAAGUAGUCAAAGUAUCGUUCGAUGAUGAACAUUUUAGUCUUUUGUGGUCGAAUGGCGUUUGGACCUCGCAUGAUCUUGGGGAUGGAACUCUCGUUCGAGAACGCGUUUUCGACGGCUUACAAAUAAAGCGAGAAGAAGAAGAAGAAGAAGAAGAAGCGUCCAGAAAGAAAACGACAAAAAAGAAAGUCGCGGUGACACAAGAAAGCGAUGGAUUAUUGUUUGACUAUAUUAGCAUUGGCGGAGGAUACUAUGCCUUAGCUGCAAAAAUCAAAAGCGAGGGAAAGAACUCUGCUAAUAACAACGUUGCCGUGGCAAUCAUCGAUAAGCUUUACGGCGUCAUUCAUAGCUUCAUUGAAAUACCAGAUUCGGAAACGACGUCGGUAGUUUCUUUAACUGCGUUUGGUGGCGACCUGUACGUCUCUUUGAGCGAUAGAAUAUACUCCGUGAGUUUAGAACUCGAGGAGCUUUGUCUGCGGGAGUGUAUGGCGGCGUUACAAAAAGAUGUUUUUGGAAAAGCGAGAAAUAAGAAAGCGGAAGCGGCAGAACGAGCUUUUAGUACGAGCGGGUUUGAAGCUGCGACUAAACCGCAAUGCAAAGCAAUCACCGUACCGAUUUGGAAAGAUCUCCCACCAGAGAGGAAUUUUGAAGGCGCUUGCAACGACAUUAACAUGCUUUGGGACCAAGACAAAAUGCGGAAACAAGAAAAAGUGGCGGAAGAUUUCAUCGCCACGUUAGAAUCUGGAACUGAAAAGCAAAUGCUGAGAAGUUUGGAGAUUUUCGCGAAUAAACACGUGAAAGAGGCCAUAAAAUGGAUCGAUGAGAACGAGCAGAAAACUAAAGAAGCUUUACGAGUGAAAAGGACAGGACAAGGUGGCGGUGCCUCUGCUGCUGCUUCGUCUAAGAAGACUAAGAAACUUGAAGGGAACGGAGAUUCUGGCGGUUCUGAUUACGACGAUACGGACGAUUACGACUCUGACAAUAGCGAAGAGAAAGUAGAUAAAAUUAAAAACGCCGUGUAUUACGGUAUGAACGAUCCAACAUCAAACAAUAUUCGCACAGGCGCUGUCAUCGCGCCGCACUGCGUAGACGCUGCCAUCAAAGCGGCUUGGACUUUGAAGAAAUGGGAUUAUUUAUCUGAGGCUUUUUCCAGAGGUUUACUCUUAGGCGGCGCCAUGAGCAGUAUAGGUCUCAUUGAAAAGCUUUUAGAAGACGAUAGAUUGAUUGAUGCUGUCAACGUCUGCAUCUUUGCUUGGUGGGUGAAUCCAGAAGAUUUGCGACGCAUCGUAGAUGCGUGCAUGAGUGCGAAGAAAAAUAAUACAUCUUCGCCCGUUCUCAAUUUCCACACGUUGCACGAUAAAAAUAGAAAGUCUGCAUUCAGAAAGGUCAAGUUGUGUGAGAAACUCGCUCGAGACAAAAGGGACGGACCUAAGAAAAAAGGCACGUCAAAGCAGCAACAGUUUUACGAAGAACUCGAGCUGCGCGCGGCUUUGGACGAUUGUAGAAUUUGGACGUUUGCGGUGGAGAAUUUCGGAGCCUGGGCGCAGCCCAUGCACACGAUCGUUGCUCGAUCGAUGUUCCAUCGCGAAGACUCUUCGAUGACGCUGAAAAAUUUAUCCAACGAAGAUGCGGUAGAAUUUCUAUCCUUCCUUGUCGAUUGGGUAGAAUUUCACGUGAUAACGCUCAAGGGUGAAUUCAAUGCUAAGAAAGACUCGGCGGACGAAGAGAACGCCGACGACGCCAAAAACGACGAAGAGAGCUCUAGAUUGGACCCUGACGACGAAGUUAAUUUUGACUUUGCGAAGAAGUACAAAGGUACAUUCCCGUCGUUAGAACAAUCCAUUGAGUGGUCUUCGGCGUUAUUGGACGUCCGAUUACCGGCGUUCUCAGGAAAUGCUCGCGCGAUUGAAAAGAUGGAACGAUUGAGAGAACUUGCGACGAGGCAAUUCGAGACAAACGCGUCCAUAGCAAAUCUUAGCGGUGCUUUAGAACACGUGAGAAUUGGAGCGGAUAUUCCAGAAGGAUUAGGGGUAACGAGCGCGACAUAUACUAUCGAGAAAGUAAACUGGUAG
Messenger RNA from Bathycoccus prasinos, 3000 nucleotides. RefSeq lists its product with no specific name. The transcript has a single exon. Bases 1 to 3000 code for a protein of 999 amino acids. NCBI's taxonomy places the organism in Eukaryota, Viridiplantae, Chlorophyta, Mamiellophyceae, Mamiellales, Bathycoccaceae. The record is from RefSeq and is a predicted model, not a curated record.